UCUCUGUACCAGGAAGUGAAGGUCUAUGUGAUGUCAGUCCUCUCUGUGAUUGGUCACAGCUUCUCGUCUUGUCCAGUUUCUCCCCCACAGAUAAUAAAUUCGCCACCUGCUCAGACGACGGCACGGUUCGGAUCUGGGACUUUUUGCGUUGCCAUGAGGAACGGAUCCUCCGAGGUCAUGGUGCUGAUGUGAAGUGUGUUGACUGGCAUCCCACUAAAGGUCUCGUAGUCUCUGGCAGUAAAGACAGUCAACAGCCAAUCAAAUUCUGGGACCCCAAGACUGGACAGAGUCUGGCUACACUCCACGCCCACAAGAACACGGUGAUGGAGGUGAAGUGGAACCUGAAUGGUAAUUGGCUGCUGACGGCAUCACGUGACCACCUGUGCAAACUGUUUGACAUCAGAAACCUGAAGGACGAGCUGCAGGUGUUCCGAGGACACAAGAAGGAGGCAACGGCUGUUGCCUGGCAUCCCGUCCACGAAGGUCUGUUUGCCAGCGGAGGUUCUGAUGGUUCUCUGCUCUUCUGGCACACUGGGGUGGAGAAGGAGGUUGGAGGGAUGGAGAUGGCUCAUGAGGGGAUGAUCUGGAGUCUGGCAUGGCACCCGCUGGGUCACAUCUUGUGCUCUGGCUCCAAUGACCACACCAGUAAAUUCUGGACGAGGAAUCGACCAGGUGACAAGAUGAGAGAUCGUUACAACUUAAACCUGCUGCCGGGGAUGUCGGAGGACGGCGUGGAGUAUGACGACAUGGAGCUGAACAGCGUGGCCUCCAUCCCUGGUAUGGGGAUCCCUGAGCAGCUGAAGGCCGCCAUGGAGCAGGAGCAGAGCA
Molecule: messenger RNA, 828 nt
Organism: Paralichthys olivaceus (Japanese flounder)
Lineage: Eukaryota; Metazoa; Chordata; Actinopteri; Pleuronectiformes; Paralichthyidae
Source: RefSeq, a predicted model, not a curated record